GGCAAGAAGGUGAGGGCGACCCCCCACUGGAGUCUGGGUACCACCCUCGCGACGAUUGAGGAGAUGACCAUUUUCGGGGGAAAAGGACUGGCACCGGAAAAACGGGAUGGCGCGAUGGUUGUCACCUCCUUUCUACUCCAGUGGCCCGGAAAUGCCUAUAGACGUAAGGGAUGGGGUGUCUGUUGUUCUCCCGGAAGAAGGGACGUGGAUCGACCUGGAGCCAACUUAUGAAACUGUGAUGCUGGACGAGAAGGACGCGUUCCUCUGGAUAGAGACAACCUGGACUGAGGUCAGCGUGACAAGACUUUCAUCCAGCCUGAUGGACCUAGAGUUCCGGGGAACAGUGGAAGCUCGAGGAUGGGUCUACGUAUCUCAGGAAAUGGAAAAUGCAAUGGUAGUGGGACUAGUAUUGGGCACRGCACCAGAACAGUUGUUUAAGCAAGCGGAACGGGAGGUGAUAUGGGCAGCAUGUCAACGGGCGGAAAUGGAGAUGGAAAGGAUGGAGGUGCGAGUGGAACUUAGGACAAUGAGGUGUGUGUUACCCCCGUUUCUGGUAAAUGAUGUCUUCGGAACCAGGGAUAGAUUGGAGCGGAUAUGUCGGUCGAUGACGUGCCUGAGGCUGUAUCAAUGUGCUAGACAGGACUUCUUUAGGCUGUCGGUGGAAGCAGGGCCGUUUGAAGGAAACUGGGGGGAAGAAUUAGCUGAGGUGUUAAACCUCCGCAGCGCGGACAAAAUCUUUGUUCCCAGCUCGGUGCAUUGGCAGAUAGUUUACCGGAAUGUGGCGGCGGGUGAAACUUUCCUGGAGGGAGUGAAAGAGUUGUUCUUGGACGAGGAGGGGGAUUCCAUGCGGAUCGUGAGCCAGAAGAUCGAAGGCGAGUGUGCGAUGGCGCGAAGAAGGACGUUCCUUGAGGCACGCCCCUUGGGCAUUGAACCACCUAGGGAAGUACCGGGUGGAGUAGAGGUUAGCUUGCCGGCGGCAAGUGAAGGCUGGCACCAGGUGGCAGAUUGGGUCGGGGUCGAGCUUGCGGAAAAUAUGGUUUACUUGGUGACGAAAGUUGAAUGGCGUGCGGAUGAGAAUAAGGAAUGGAACCUGGACCCACCGAGGCAUGUGCGUGCAGAAGGACGGUUGUAUGUGUCAGAGGAUGGGUGGAGGGAGUUCGGAGUCCGACUGGCAUCAGGAGAAGACCCAUUGAGCAUGUUUGAAGGAGCAUGGCAGUUAGUAUGGCGAGCGGGAUUUGAAUUCGCAGAUCCGGGGGUUGACGAUGUACCAGAGGACCUUAGGGUAGCCAUGGUCGGGAGUUUCGAAUUGCCUAGUGAAAAUAUACGAAUGAGGCUGCUGCCCUUCCUGCUGGAAAAGCUGGGCGGUCUGGGACUUGUUAGACGAGCAGUAGCCGACCUCGCAAGCCUGACAUGUAAAGAUGCGAUGGUACAUCGAGAAUACUAUCGGGCCUUCCUAGAAAUGGGCCCGUUCAGUGGAGAGCAGAAGUAUGAGGUGCUGCGCAUCCUGCGUGCUGUGUUUAGCACCAGGCCGAGGGCUCCGGUCGUGGGAGAUGAGGUCCUGUGGGGUGUCAUCCGACGGGAAAUAAGUCAAGGGAUGGUGUACAUGGAUGAUCUGUACCGAUUGUUUGGUAAAGGAAUAGCGAUGGAGGAAGAAAUCGAGGAUCAGCAGAGCAAAGGGAAUCAGGGCACGAAUGGGGAUGGGGAACGAAACGAAGGAUCAGCCAGGGAUCGAGAGUCAGGCAAACUACAAGGAACCCGAGAAGACGGAAAGGACGCCUCAACUAGAGAAAGCUCGGGGAAAGCUGGGGGUAGCAAAAGGGGACCUCAGGAAAACAGGGAAGGGGGAAAUGAUGUGAGAACAAGCCCUCGGAACUCAGCAGGAGCCACCCCUAAAAAAACGAAAGUCUCGGAUGUCAGUCGUAAACUGGCAGAGAUAGAAAAGCGGACUGCAGAAUUUAGGGCAAGGCUUAUCGAGCAGAUGAUGGUCGGGGAUGAGGAGGACCACCAGGGUGCAAGGUCACGUGAGGGCCGCAGGACCGGUCAGGACGAGGCCAGCCAUAGGGAAAGAGUGCUAGGAUGGUUCGACCCAGAAGGAAUGUCGAAAACCAAGGAGAAGCAAAGGGAAAGCAAGGAAGGGGAAGGGACAAGUGCAGCCGGAGAAGCUGGUGGCUCCGAAGAUGGUUUCAAGAGGGUAGUCGCCACCCUCACCAAGACACUAAACAAGAACCAGGGGUAUCUUGCAGUUGCAAAGAAGAAACUCACGUUCGAUGAGGCCAACAUUACGGAGUUUCUAAUAGAUUAUGAGAACCUAGCAGCCUUACUGAAAUGGACGGAAGAGGAAAAGAUGGAGCACCUAGGGCAGCACGUGUCGCUAAGCUUCGGAAGGGACACUAUGGCCAUCGUCGCCUCCAGUGGAUCCUGGAAAGAAACCAGGAAUGAGAUGAUGAGGAAAUACCUGAAGGCAGAGAAAAUGGCAACAGAGGCCGAAUUAACCGCAGCGCAAGCGUCCAGACCCGCCCUCCCGCCCCAAGAGGCCGUGGUUCCGGCAGCCGUAGCAAACCGGGGAUUUGGCAGGAGGGACCCGACCAACGAACAAUGCAAGUAUUGCACCAUGAUCGGGCAUUUCGUACGGGCCUGUCCGAGACUCAAUCACGAUUACAAACGGCAGAGGUGCAGUAGGUCCCUCAAAGGCGAGAUCCUCGGACCCCGGGGGGAGCGUGUCAAUUGGAACUCGCCAGGAGGGAUGUGGCGAGCCGUCAUCCUCCUGAAUAACUUAGAAAUAGCCGAUGAAGCAGAGCCGAUAGCCGAGAUUGUCUGGGACCAGCCUAGGGGACGGGGACCACAAGCCAAUUUUAUCCUAGAAGGCAAUGGCCAGGAUAGGGCAAAUAUCACCACUCGCCGGGCCGGCGCAGAAAAGAAGCUUAUUCAAGAUACAGUAAUGGAAGAACUCGCAGGGAUUAGCACGGGCCAGCAAGAGACCAAAGCCGGGGAACAAGAGAAGGUCUAUGGGAAGCCAAGGGAGGACGAACUGGUAGACAAGGCUACAACGGCAAAAAAGAAGUUCAGAUACCAGAUUUCGAUUCAGACGCUGCCCGAAUUAGAUGACACACUGAGCAAACUCUUGGGCACCAUGGUGUCAGUAUCCUUCCAGACCAUGCUGCAGGCAAGCCCGAGACUGCUCAAGGGCCUCAGGCAGCUAUUGACGCGUAGACGUGUAGAAGUAGAGGACGCUCCGGAACGACAGGAACAAGGAGGCGCCACAAGGAAAAUGAUUGGCAUGCACUUGCAUGACAGCACGUACAUGGUAGACAUAGAGGAUCCGGUGACAGGUCCCGAAGAACUCCUCCGACUCCUCGGAACUGGAGGGUACUCUCCCAAGGGUAAACUGGCAACCUGGUCGCCGACGUUUGAAGAAAGUGCACGGAAAGGCGCAAUCGCACGCAUGGAAGGGGAAGAAACUCAGUUGAUAAGAAAGGCAUGUCAGGAGUUUCAUUUAGCUUUCGCUUUCAACGAUCAUCAGAAAGGGCGAUUGGACGCAAAGCUAGUUCCUCCUGUGAGGAUCCACACCGUACAUCACGAGUGUUGGAAUGAUAAAGGGCCCGCCUAUGAGUUUGGGAUAGCAGCGGAGGUCACCGACCUGCUUAGAGCCAAGAUAGAUUCUCUCGUGGCUGAACCCACCGCAUCCCCCUACGCGAACAAGUGGUUCGUGUUCAGGAAGCCCAAUAAGACGCUCAGGUGGAUCAAGGACCUGCAAAAGCUCAAUGCGGUAACAAUUAGGGACGCAGGCUCGCUCCCACAGGUCGACUUGUUGGGGCGGAGCAUUUACUCCCUGUUAGACUUGUACUCAGGAUAUGAUCAGUUGCCGCUCGAUGCGAGGGAUAGACCGUACACCGCAAUGCACACCCCCGUAGGACACUUGCAGAUGCAAGUGACCCCUAUGGGCUUCACAAAUGCAGUAGCAGAGGCGCAGAGGAUGAUCGUCGUUGCAGGAGAUAUGUUUCCGAAAAAGUGUGAACCUUGUAUAGAUGACAAUCCUGUAAAAGGUGCAAGAUACAAGGACGAGGCGGAGGUCCAACCGGGCGUACGGAAGUUUGUUUGGGAUCACUUGCAGGAUAUUAAGGAUCUGCUCCAGCGAUUCCUAGUCUACAAUAUUACUGCAAGCGGACCCAAGAGUAUCUUGGCUGUUUCGAAGGUAACUAUACUGGGAUUUCGCUGUGGGGCCUAUGGGAGGAGACCCGACCCAGCAAAGACAGAUAAGAUCUCUCAGUGGCCGACACCCCUACGUACCACGACGGAAGUACGAGCCUUCCUAGGGGUGGUUGGAUUCUGGAGGAUCUUCAUCAAAGGUUUCGCAAAGAUAGCAGAACCUAUCCGCGCGAUGAUUAGGGAAGGUGGCACUAUGGAUUGGACCGAGGAUAGGGAAGAGGCAGCCCAGACCCUCAAAGACAUCCUGUCAUCCGAUCAGGUUACUCUAGCAGCACCCUGUUUUAAUGACGAGGUAGGACGACCCUUCAUCUUAGAAAUAGAUGGGGGACCGCAGGCAGUUGGAGGAGUAUUGAUACAGAGAAGCGAGGAGGGUAAGGAAAGGCCAAUCAGAUUUGAAAGUAGGACCCUGAAUUCGGCAGAACGGCGGUACUCACAGUUCAAGAAGGAGGUCUUAGCGAUUCUGCAUUAAGGAGUAGAGGACGCGGAACCAAUUGACGCCUUCCUGGAGUAUGAAGGAGGGACCCUUGUGGUGGAUAAUGAGAUGGCAGACCCAGCAAUUACAACGGGUCAGUUGCUGAUUCAGACCUUGGAAAAAGGCGCGCCUCCAGUAGUUGUAGAACUCAGGGAAGGACCGGCCACCACAGUCAGGCGUAAAGAGGAGAAGGACUCGUGGGGAGCAGAAGUAGGGGCCAGAGAAGAGCUGAUGGCGAUGGCCGUGGAAGGGGGACGGGACGCCGUGAUGACAUUGGCCGAAACCUGGGCACAGAAGGAGUGUCAGUACCUAGUCAAUCUCACUCGGGAGGAGCGGGGUACGGAUCAGAACGAACAGGAAUUCUUCCUCAUACAGAUGUACGAGGGCGUCUUCAAAGAAAUCGGCCUGUUGCUUGUAGGGAUCAAACAACCUACGGAAGUCAGUCCCAAGGCAAGGGAGGAAGUAGAAAAAUACAUCUUGGAUGCCAGGGAUAAUCUCAGUGGCUAUGUAGAAGCCGUAGCCCUCAAAAAGAAGACGGGGAAAUCAGUGGCCGAUUGGGUGGAAGAUUUUUACCUAAGACACCCCUUCGUGCCCAGGUUUAUAGCAGACAAUGGGACAGAAUUCGUUAACCAGGAGGUAUUGAACAGGCUUAAGACACUGUGUGUACCAAUCAAGAUCACUGAACCCUACCACCCGGAGGCAAAUGCACCAGUAGAAAGGGGGCACCGGACCUUGAAAAACACAAUCGCUAAGCUUGCAGCAGACAACUUGAGGAACUGGCCACGGUACCUUAAGUUGGCAGUCUUCUCUGAGAACAUGACACCAAAGAGAACGACGGGAUGCAUUCCAGCGGAGCUAUGGUAUGGAAGGGAGAUUGACUUCCCAGUGGAGGCCCUCGUCCCUACUUGGAACAUGUUAGACGAUAAUCCGCACUUCACCACGGAGGAGUUAAUCACCGCACGUUGCCAGCAGGUCGCCAGGAAUGAGGAGGCAUUGGAGGAAGUAGUUAACCGUGUAACAGAUAGCCGAAUGAAGGACAAAGCAAGGUGGGAUCAGGUCAAGAACAUUCGGAAAGAGCCACUCCAGGUGGGGGAGAAAGUGUUAGUUAGAAUCUCGACUCUUGAAAGCACAUGGUCUGGGCAACUGGGAAAGAGAUUCAAAGGGCCUUACAGGAUCGCUAAGCGGGUGGGACUAAAUACGUUUGAACUUGAGGAUCUUGAUGGUACUAGCAUAAGAGGACCAUUUCCGGGACAGAGACUGGCCAGGCCGGAAGAGGGACAGUCGUCAAGGCAAGCUGGAGAGUCGAGCUCCAGAAAAAGGAAGUUGUAUGUGGGGUUCGACCACAACCUAGUUGUGAACAGGGGGGGCAGAAAGCAUGGAACCAGAGGACCGCCACCACUGAAGGAAGGGGAGCCAAUAGAGCUGCCUUCAGACAGUGAUCCUAGUAGUAAGGAAGAAGGGAACCCGAAAAAAAGGCGAAGGAUGGAGGAGGGGAACCCAGAGGAAGGACAACGGCCGGGAGAGAAUGAGCCCGUUGAGUUCAUUGACCUCACCAGCGACGAGGAGGAAGAUGAGGUAACAACGCCCACAAGGGAAGAACAGGAAAGAGGGGAGCAGCCGGGUGAGAAAAAGGACAAAUGGAUAGAAGAGUUCGGACCUGAGUUCAACGGUUGGUUUGAUCAAUGGGGCACUAUCUUGCGAUAUCAAUGGAUUAUGAACGCAAGGGAAAAGCUGGGCAGGGGAGAGGAUCUAUCCCCAACAACCUUCUUCACAGAACGGACACUCCUCCAGUUCCAAGGAAUAAAGAGGCAAAUGGAGCAAGAAAUGGAGGAUCGCGCAAGGAGCGAGGCUCAACGCAGGCCACCUGGACGAUAGAGGCACAGCAGGCGUAAUGAGGAAUAGCUACGAGUUGGGAGGGUUUGGUCCCUGGGUAGUCAGAGCUGCCAUUUUGGACUUCG
Molecule: messenger RNA, 6636 nt
Organism: Chara braunii
Lineage: Eukaryota; Viridiplantae; Streptophyta; Charophyceae; Charales; Characeae
Source: the annotation of a GenBank genome assembly